Molecule: messenger RNA, 1509 nt
Organism: Sorghum bicolor (sorghum)
Lineage: Eukaryota; Viridiplantae; Streptophyta; Magnoliopsida; Poales; Poaceae
Product: probable serine/threonine-protein kinase WNK9
Exons: 6
Coding region: 44-1288 (414 amino acids)
Biological process (GO): intracellular signal transduction; protein phosphorylation
Cellular component (GO): cytoplasm
Molecular function (GO): ATP binding; protein serine/threonine kinase activity
Source: RefSeq, a predicted model, not a curated record
CGUACUUGGAUUGGCUGGUAUACAGUACAGCAGGCCAGCGGGGAUGGAUGCCGUGGAGGCGGAGGAGCAGCAGACAGAGCCUCCCGACGAGGAGGAAGAAGAAGGCUUCGUCGAGAAAGACCCUACCGGACGAUUCAUCCGUUACGAUGAGAUCGUAGGAUCAGGGGCUGUCAAGAUUGUCUAUAGAGCCUUCGACAAGCUGGAGGGUGUUGAGGUUGCAUGGAGCCAAUCAAGGAUCAAUGACUCUGUCAUGGUUUGCUCACAAAAGUUGGACCAGCUAAACAUGGAGAUCCAGCUGCUGAGGACAUUCAGGCACAAGAACAUUGUCAAGUUGUUUGCCUCUUGGAUCGAUGAGGACAAGGGGAUUGUAAACAUCAUCACAGAGUACUUCACAUCAGGCAGCUUGAGACAAUAUCGCACAAAGCACAAGAAAUUGGACAUGAAGGCUAUGAGACGUUGGGCGAUACAGAUACUGACCGGGCUAGAAUACUUACAUAGUCAGAAUCCGGCCAUCAUUCAUAGGGAUUUAAAGUGUGAUAACAUAUUCAUAAAUGGAAAUCAUGGAAAAGUGAAGAUUGGUGACUUUGGUUUGGCGACAUUCAUGCAACAACAGAAAACACGAAGUAUAAAAGGGACAUUGGAAUUUAUGGCACCAGAGCUCUACACUGGGAAUUAUAAUGAGCUUGUGGACAUAUAUGCUUUUGGGAUGUGCAUGCUUGAACUGGUGACUUGUGAACAUCCUUACAGUGAAUGUCAAGGCAUUGGCCAUAUAUUCAAGAACGUUUCGGAAGGUAAAAAGCCAGCUGCUCUCUACAAGGUUAAAGAUGUGGAGGUAAGAUCCUUCAUAGAGAACUGUUUAGCUCCAGUGGAUGAGCGACUCUCUGCGAGUGAGCUCCUUAAGAGUUCUUUCCUCCAGAAAGAUAUAUAUGGUUCUCUUUCAGCACCUCCAGUUUCAGUCUCCCUGGUUGAGAUCGAGAAUGUGACUAGAGAUGGUGAUCAGUGUGACAGUUUUGUGUUUCGGAAGGGAGAAUUCCUGCUGAGAGGAAACAUGGAAGUUACCAACCCUGUCCAUCUGCUGCUAAGAUUUCCUGAUCCAACACUUUUAGGUGGUUUCAAAGUUGCAGAGUUCCCAUUGGACGUGGCUAAGGAUACAGGCCUUUCUGUUGCCACGGAAAUGGCUGAGCAGGUUCAGCUACCACAAGGGAGCAUAGAGAUCAUUACAGAGUUGAUUGGUGCUUUCCUGCUCGUCCUGAUUCGUUAUUGGAAAUCUUGUGUUACCACGCCAUGAUAUAACCUUUGCUUCCCCAGUGGUUUGCACAUAUAUGUAUCUUUAGUAUUAUUAUCGUUUUUGUUUCAUUGAAUAGGGGCAGAGCCUCUUUUGUGUACAACAGUUUACAGUUCCUGCGAGAUGGUGCUGCUUAGCAUGGAAUCGUCAGUUGAUGAUGACGAAAUUUUAUAUAGUAGAGUGGAUGCAGCUAUUAUUGACAGCAGCAGAGAAUUGAGAACAAU